AUGGCGGCGGGCUCGGAUCUGCUGGAUGAGGUUUUCCUGAACACGGAGGUGGAUGAGAAGGUGGUGAGCGACCUGGUGGGCUCCCUGGAGUCCCAGCUGGCGGCCUCCGGCCACCACCACCAGCACCACAAGGCGCAGGAGCCCCUGAGGGCCGCUGGGGGGCUGCUGGGGAACCAUGUUGUGAGCAGCAGCAGUAGCAGCAGCAGCCCUAGCCCUAGCCCUGGAGGAGUAGUAGUAGGAGGCAAUGCUAAUGCCCAAACAGAGAGCAGCAGCAGCAGCAAGAUGGGACUGAGUGCCCCAGAGAUCACAAAAGCAGGAGCAGGAGGAGUGCAAGGGGGUGUUAUUAAUCAUAACACCAGGUCCCAGACUUCAGCUCUGGAUGGAGCCACCACAACGAGCACCAGCACCACCACUGCAGCAGCAGGAGGAUCUGAAGUCACUGCUGCUCCAGGGACCCUCAGUCAGGGCAAAUCGGUGGUUAUCAGCACCAUGGCAACUGCCUUGUCCACCAGGAAUGGCAAGAUUGGGACCACAACAGUGCAGACUUUGAAUGGGAGUAACGUGGUGAUGAACUCUCACCAUACAGGAGGCGCUGCUUUCUCUGGGACUCCUGUGACUGCUAACCCUGCUUCUGCACCUGCUGUUGCCCCUCUCGUCAACAAUGGACCUGGAUCUGUGGGGAAAGGAAAUACUGUUAAUGCUGUUUUGCCAUCAGCUUCCAACACUGUCAUCCAGACUUCUUUCCUUAAUACUGCCGUGUCCUCUGCAUCUUCCUCCUCGCCCACAGUUAUUGCCUCACAGCCACCACCAAGCAUCGGAACUGCGGCGCCCACGGUAACGCUUGUGAGGCCACCGAUACACACAGCAGGACCCACAGUAGCUGCAGCUGGUGCAGCCACUCAAAACGGGAGCAAUACUGUGAUCAAUUCAACCAUCAGUGUGGGGAGUUUUCCGGCUGUUGCUACAGCCACUGUGGGAUCUGGAGUUUCCCUCCAGACGUCGCUUGUGAACAGCCAGUCUGGUUCCUCUGUGCCAGCAGCUCCCGCCACACAGGUCAUCAAAUCUGAGUCUCCUAAAACUAUAGUCCAGGCAGUAUCCCAGCAGCAGACGCUGGCUACUGGUGGCCAGCCCAGUACUACAGGGGGUAACAUGAUUAUCGGGCAAACUAUGCAAGGUGGGCUCUCCAAUGUUGCUCCCAAUCCUGGUGGGAUACCUCCUGCAGCUCCUGGCACCGCCACAGGAAUGGCUAAAGGCACUGCCAAUACGGUGGCACAAAGUCUGCCAAGGACUCCAACAGCAACUACGAGUGGAAUCAGAGCAACUUUGACUCCUACAGUUUUAGCACCUCGUUUGCCUCAGCCACCUCAGAAUCCAACUAACAUUCAGAAUUUUCAGUUACCACCAGGCAUGGUCCUUGUGCGUAGUGAGAAUGGCCAGUUGCUGAUGAUCCCUCAACAAGCCUUGGCGCAGAUGCAAGCACAGGCGCAUGCCCAGUCUCAGCCUCAAAAUACUAUGACUCCUCGUCCUGCUACACCUACCAGUGCUCCUCCAGUGCAGAUAUCGACAGUGCAGGCUCCAGGAACGCCUAUUAUUGCACGACAGGUGACACCAACUACUAUUAUCAAGCAAGUGUCUCAGGCUCAAACAACAGUGCAACCCACAACAACGCUACAGCGUCCUCCUGUUGUGCAACCUCAGAUUGUUCUGGGUGGUACUGCACAAACAACUACGUUGGGGACAGCAACAGCUGUACAAACUGGAACUCCUCAGAGAACAGUGCAAGGAACAACGGCAACCUCCACUGCUGCCACAGAAACUAUGGAAAAUGUGAAGAAAUGUAAAAACUUUCUGUCCACGUUAAUAAAACUGGCAUCAUCUGGAAAACAGUCUUCAGAGACUGCGGCUAACGUGAAAGAAUUGGUACAGAACCUGCUGGAUGGAAAAAUUGAAGCAGAGGACUUUACCAGUAGGCUGUACAGAGAACUUAAUUCUUCACCUCAACCUUACCUUGUGCCUUUUCUGAAGAGGAGUUUACCUGCCUUGAGACAGUUAACACCAGACUCUGCAGCUUUCAUUCAACAAAGUCAACAGCAACAGCCAACAACGCAAGCAACAAUAGCAACAAUUCCAUCUGCAGCGGUGCUUCUAAGCUCCUCAGUUCAGCGCACAGCAGGGAAGGCAACUGCAACUGUAACGAGUACUCUCCAACAACCUGUAAUCAGCCUAACGCAGCCUACACAAGUUGGUGUUAGUAAACAAGGGCAAACUACACCACUGGUUAUCCAACAGUCUCAAAAAACAGGGACAUUGAUAAGACCUCCACAGGUAACGUUGACACAGACACCAAUGGUAGCGUUGCGGCAACCACAUAGUCGUAUUAUGCUCACUACUCCUCAAAUUCAACUGAAUCAACUUCAGACAGUACCUGUGGUAAAACCAGCAGUAUUACCUGGAAACAAAGCUAUUGCCACUGUUUCAACACAAGUAGCUGCUGCUCAGAAGAAUAAACUGAAAGAACCUGGGGGAGGCUCUUUUAGGGAUGAUGAUGACAUUAAUGAUGUUGCAUCAAUGGCUGGAGUCAACCUGUCAGAGGAAAGUGCUCGGAUAUUGGCAACAAACUCUGAGCUAGUAGGCACAUUAACAAGGUCCUGUAAAGAUGAAACCUUCCUUUUCCCAGCACCUUUACAAAGAAGGAUAUUAGAAAUAGGUAAAAAACAUGGAAUAACAGAAAUCCAUCCUGAUGUAGUUAGCUACGUAUCACAUGCUACACAACAAAGACUACAAAACCUCGUGGAAAAAUUAUCGGAAACUGCUCAACAAAAGAAUAUUUCUUACAAGGAUGAUGAAAGAUACGAACAAGCAAGUGAUGUUCGGGCACAGCUCAAGUUUUUUGAACAACUUGAUCAAAUAGAAAAGCAGCGUAAAGAUGAACAAGAAAGGGAAAUUUUAAUGCGUGCAGCAAAGUCUCGAUCUCGACAAGAAGAUCCAGAGCAGCUUAGGUUGAAACAGAAGGCCAAGGAGAUGCAGCAACAAGAGCUAGCGCAGAUGAGACAGAGGGAUGCCAACUUGACUGCAUUAGCUGCGAUCGGUCCCAGAAAGAAAAGGAAAAUAGAUUCACCAGGAUCUGGAUCAGGGACAGAGGGAUCUGGUUCAAGUGCAGCAGUCCCAGGCAGCUCUGGAGUUGGAACAACCAGACAGUUUACGCGACAAAGGAUAACGCGGGUGAACCUCAGGGACCUCAUAUUUUGUUUAGAAAAUGAGCGAGAGACAAGCCAUUCACUAUUGCUAUAUAAAGCAUUCCUUAAGUAAAAUGGAAAAGAUCAAGGUAUUUUUGACGGAGAGACGCCUGAGGACAUUUUUUAUAUAUUUGCAAAUUACGCCUUUUUGUAACAAGCAA
Molecule: messenger RNA, 3397 nt
Organism: Gavia stellata (red-throated loon)
Lineage: Eukaryota; Metazoa; Chordata; Aves; Gaviiformes; Gaviidae
Gene: TAF4
Product: TATA-box binding protein associated factor 4
Exons: 16
Coding region: 1-3309 (1102 amino acids)
Biological process (GO): DNA-templated transcription; transcription initiation at RNA polymerase II promoter
Cellular component (GO): transcription factor TFIID complex
Molecular function (GO): protein heterodimerization activity; DNA binding; RNA polymerase II general transcription initiation factor activity
Source: RefSeq, a predicted model, not a curated record